AUUAAUAAUUUUUUUCAAGGAUAUAAUUUACUAUUUCAGCAUAGUUUAUUUGCUAGUUAUAUAGAUUGAUUUCAUAGGUUUAAUUGUAGUUUAUUGUUGGGAGUUUUAGUGUUUGUUACUUUAUUGUUUGGAUAUUUAAUUUUUGGUACUUUUUAUUUUAAAAGAAAAAAAAUUGAGUAUCAGUUUGGUGAAUUAUUGUGUAGUAUUUUUCCAACUAUUAUUUUAUUAAUACAAAUAGUUCCUUCACUUAGGCUUUUAUAUUAUUACGGAUUAAUAAAUUUAGAUAGAAAUUUAACAGUUAAGGUUACAGGACAUCAGUGAUAUUGAAGAUAUGAAUAUAGAGAUAUUCCUGGGUUAGAAUUUGACUCUUAUAUAAAAUCACUAGAUCAAUUAAGUUUAGGUGAACCACGUUUAUUAGAAGUUGAUAAUCGUUGUGUUAUUCCUUGUGAUACUAACAUUCGUUUUUGUAUUACAUCUGCUGAUGUUAUUCAUGCUUGGGCAUUAAAUUCUUUAUCUGUAAAAUUAGAUGCUAUAAGAGGAAUUUUAAGAACAUUUAGUUACAGGUUUCCUAUAGUGGGAGUUUUUUAUGGUCAAUGUUCAGAGAUUUGUGGAGCAAAUCAUAGUUUUAUACCAAUUGCUUUAGAGGUAACAUUAUUGGAUAAUUUUAAAAGAUGAUGUUUUGGUACUAUAGAAUAA
Messenger RNA from Caenorhabditis elegans, 696 nucleotides. NCBI's taxonomy places the organism in Eukaryota, Metazoa, Nematoda, Chromadorea, Rhabditida, Rhabditidae. The record is from the annotation of a RefSeq genome assembly.